This is a messenger RNA of Lodderomyces theae, 1806 nucleotides long. RefSeq lists its product as uncharacterized. The transcript has a single exon. Bases 1 to 1806 code for a protein of 601 amino acids. Lineage: Eukaryota; Fungi; Ascomycota; Pichiomycetes; Serinales; Debaryomycetaceae. The record is from RefSeq and is a predicted model, not a curated record.
AUGUCUUACUACUACACUGCUCAACCUUACGCUGCUAAUCCAGUUGAUUUAGAUUCAUUGUUAUCUUUGUUGCAUCAACAACAAUUUAGAUCAUCACCCCCACCACCACAGAAACAAUCGCCAAAAUCUCGGUCAGUGCAAGGUUACCCUUCAAACUACUACGCCCCAGCUCAACAACAACACCAUCAACGCACCAGACAACAAAGGCAACCACCAAGGAACUCAAGACCCAGAGUUGUGCAGAAAUUAGAAACUGAGGAUGAAUAUGUGAUCCAGAUCUAUAAACCAUAUGGCAAUUUCAACAAUUACGAGGUCAGAGCCAUCAAAUUACAACCACCUUUGAUUAAAUUGAUCAUUUCUUCACAACAAGAUGAUUUCAAGAUUGAUUUCAAUUUUAACGUGAACUACAUUGAUUUGGAGAAUAUUAAUUGGAGAUGGUACAAACAGGAUAAUAUCUUGAGUUUAAGCAUCCCCAAAAAAUUGCAUUAUAUCCAUUCGAAUUUGAACGAUGUCAUCAAUUGUUUAUUUGGUGGCCAUAGUUUGGAUGGUUUCGAUGAACGUCAAAAACAAUUGUAUUUGGAACAUGAGCCUGUACUUGAAGAAGAACAAGAGGACGACGAGGAGGAGAAAGAGGAUCAUCAAGAAGGAGCACAACAUGCGGAUGACUAUGAUCAUGAUGAGUAUGAUGAUUAUGAACUGGGAGAUUCGGAUGACUCUUCACUUGAUGAACAUGAAAGAUUGGUCCAGGAAGCAAUUGACGCAUUGAUUGAAAAGAAGAAACAAAAGAAGGAUGCAAAGAAAACAAACAAGGAGAAGAAGGAAGGAAACAAAGAAAGUGGUGGCGUGAAGAAACAACAGCAGGAGAAUGAAGAAGAGGAGAAACAGAAAGCUUUCGAGAAGCAGAGACAGUUGGCACAGGAUGCCAUUGAUGCUGUAAUUGAAAAGAAGAAGAAGAAAGCAGAGGAAGAGGAAAGAAAGGCCCAAGAAGAGGCAGAGGCUAAGAGAAAAGCAAAGGCAGAGGCAGAGGCAGAAGCCAAAAGAAAAGCAGAGGCAGAGGCAGAAGCCAAAAGAAAAGCAGAGGCGGAGGCAGAAGCCAAAAGAAAAGCAGAGGCAGAGGCAGAAGCCAAAAGAAAAGCAGAGCUUGAGAAAGCCAGAAAGGAAUUUGCAUUGAAACAAGAACAAGAACGUCAAAAGAUCAUACAAGCACAAUUGGAGUUGGAAAAAUUAGCUAAAUUACAAGAAGAGUUGGAAAAUCAACAUAAAAAUGAUACCAAUGUCGUUGACAAGGAAGAGGAAUUGAAACCGGAGAUUCUCCAGGAAGAAAACAAGUAUCAGCAAGACUCCAAUGAAUACCAAGACUACUUGAAACAUCAACAGGAUUUACUCAACCAAUUCUUUGGUUUCAAUUUGGGUCCAGUUUUAACAUCACAGUUGCCAUCUGCAUUAUCAUCAAACUCGUCUAAUGGAUCGCAUAAGACACAAGAUGACGUGGAGAAGGACAAAACCUCAACCUCAACUUCAACCUCAACUCCAACCUCAACUCCAGCCUCUACCACGACCUCUGCUUCCACGAAGCAAGAAGCACCUUCAUCACAAAAACAGGAGCCAGCGGGAAAAGAACAAGUUAAAGUAUCAAAGCCCAAACCAGUCAAAAGCAACUCCAAUAAGGAAAAACCAGUCAAUACUCCAGUACAAAAGAUAAUCAAUGGGUCUACGGAUAAACCAUUACGCAAACUUCAUUCACCUUCUAUGGAAGAUGUUGAGGAUGAAGAGUCAAUUUUGUUUAGGAAAAAGUUUGAUCACUAG